Messenger RNA from Entrophospora sp. SA101, 490 nucleotides. The record is from the annotation of a GenBank genome assembly. NCBI's taxonomy places the organism in Eukaryota, Fungi, Glomeromycota, Glomeromycetes, Entrophosporales, Entrophosporaceae.
AUGAAGAUUGGUAAUACUGUAGUUGUAGCUGGAAUUAGGCUUGGUCAGGUAUUAUAUUGGUUUAAGACUAAUUAUCCCACAGUUACCACUGAAAAACAGCAAGUUCUCUUUGGUACAACUGUUCAAGGAGCUAGGCUUGCUGGUAUUGAUGAACAGCAGAUUCGAUUACAAUUUCUUUGUGGACUUUCACCCGCAAAUCAAAUGGAAGUUCAAUGUUUAGGAAUUGAAAAAUCUGUGAAUGAAUUGCUCCCACGACUCGAAGAAAUUGAAAGAUAUACAGCGGAACAAUUAUCUGGAGCUUACCUGCAUUCAAACUCAGAUUCAGUAUCAUCCAGUAAAGGUCAUGGAAAGAAUAAUUACUCAAGCAAUAUGGGUAUGAGUAGAGAUGAAAUGGAAAGCUUUGUAAAAUCUAUUAUAGCUUCAUCGCAAUCUCAACCUGUUUCUACGCAAUCAACUUCCCAAAGACGAGAAGGACAAUUAUUACGACCCA